This is a messenger RNA of Sclerotinia trifoliorum, 1385 nucleotides long. The record is from the annotation of a GenBank genome assembly. NCBI's taxonomy places the organism in Eukaryota, Fungi, Ascomycota, Leotiomycetes, Helotiales, Sclerotiniaceae.
ACGCUCAAAGUGUCAAACAUGAGGCAUUACUCCGUACUAAAUAAUUAGCUCUCCAAAUAUUAAUAGUUAGUUCCCUGAAUGGCACCACCUGACACAUGUCACAAAACGACUUUCUGUGUAUUGAUUAAGCCUCCUAUCGCCUCUACAAAAGUCCCGAUCCAAAAACGUCCAUUUCAAAAAUUCCCACAGCUCAACAUUUCAUUGCACCGUCAAAUUCACCAGCAAACUCCAAGCUACACACAAUCAUGUCUGAGAUUAUCAUCAAAGAUGAAGACUUGACUAGCCUCAAAGGCAAGGUUGUUAUUGUUACAGGUAGGUAAAUUUACGCAAGUUGGUUCCACAACCGCGGGGAAUAUCCGUUACUUUUUAAACCCGAAUCCAGACUCACAUAAUUUUUCAUGGUAGGCGGUUCUUCAGGAAUUGGUUUAGCAACCGUCAACCUCUUGUUAGAAUUGGGUGCAUCGGUUGUCAGCGCCGAUAUCAAUUCACCACCAGAGCCAAUCUCGAAUCCUGCUUUCCUGUUCGUUCAAACCAACGUGGCUAAAUGGGCUGAGCUUGCUGCUCUUUUCAAGAAAGCCAAGGAACAUAAUGGUCGUAUCGAUUAUGUCUUUGCUAAUGCUGGUGUCGGUCCCCGAGGCAAUUACUUGGUCCUGCAGUCAGAUGAAAGCGGAGAUCUUCAAGAACCAAUUCAUGAAACUCUUGAGGUGAAUUUCACGAGUGUAGUCAAUACUGCCUGUCUUGGCAUUCAUUACCUGAAACAAAACUCCGAGGGUGGUAACAUUGUUCUCAUGGGAUCCAGCACUGGUUUACAACCAUUGAGAGCCCCUGAUUACUGUAAGUAUAAUCAAAAUAAAACGUCAUCAAAAAAUAUACUAAACUUAGACAGCAUCCGCCAAGGCCGGUGUUCUGGGUUUCGGAAGAUCAAUCCAACGUACCAUCAAAGCUGCCGGACUCCCCAUUCGCGUCAACACUCUCGCUCCAUCCUGGACUUCCACGCAAGUCCUGCCAGAUUUGGAUGGAAUAAUGGCAGCCAUCUCUCACAAAGCUCAAUCCACCUUAGUAGUUGCACGCUCCGUCGCAUACUUGAUGGCAACUACCACCAGAGAGGGGGAUAUGCUAUACGUAUCUGAUGGAAAGUAUACGGAGAUUGAGCAAGCCGUGCUCGCACCUGCAUAUGCAACCAUUAAAGGAGAUGGACCUAGCGAUGACGAAAUUUUGGAGCGUAUUUUCGCGUUGGGUGCAUAGAUUUGUGAUUUAGGAAGUUUUACAUGUUUGUGAUUGGCAUGAAAAUUUCGGGGGUGUUUAGCAUGUUAGUGAUGGAAUUUGGGUUUGGAUGAAAGAUACCAUAUUUUAUGUACGCAUUAGUUAUGAAAUUUGAGCUGUUC